Lepus europaeus (European hare) is the source of this 2106-nucleotide messenger RNA. RefSeq names its product peptidase M20 domain containing 1 (gene PM20D1). The record is from RefSeq and is a predicted model, not a curated record. Bases 56 to 1567 code for a protein of 503 amino acids. Gene Ontology annotation, molecular function: hydrolase activity, acting on carbon-nitrogen (but not peptide) bonds, in linear amides. The transcript has 13 exons. Lineage: Eukaryota; Metazoa; Chordata; Mammalia; Lagomorpha; Leporidae. Gene Ontology annotation, biological process: amino acid metabolic process.
UGGGCGCUCAGGUCCAAACUCCAGCGGCUGCUGGUCGCGGAGACGCCAGGGAAGCAUGGCUCCGCGGUGUUUUCACGUGCUGGCCUUGGCGGCUGGGCUGCUGCUGAUCUUCGCCACCGUCCCCAGAUCCAAGAGCCAGAGGAGCAGGAAGUAUAUGGAGACGUCGCGAAUCCCUUCUCGAUUCAGCCAAGAGGAGAGCACAGAGAUGAAAGAGGCGCUGAAAGGUGCCAUCCAGAUUCCAACAGUGUCUUUCAGCAGCACGGAGUCCAACACCACAGCCCUGGCUGAGUUUGGAGAGUACAUCCGUAAAGUCUUUCCCCGGUUGUUCAGCACCAGCUUUAUCCAGCAUGAAGUCGUGGGGGAGUACAGCCACCUGUUCACUGUCCGAGGCACGGACCCCAGCUUGCAGCCCUACAUGCUGCUGGCUCACCUGGACGUGGUGCCUGCCCCGGAAGAAGGCUGGGAGGUGCCCCCCUUCUCUGGGCUGGAGCGUGAUGGUUUCAUCCACGGCCGGGGCACGCUGGACAACAAGAACUCUGUGAUGGCAACCCUGCAGGCCUUGCAGCUCCUGCUGAUCCGGAACUACAUCCCACAAAGAUCUUUCUUCAUUGCUCUGGGCCAUGAUGAAGAGGUAUCAGGGCUGCACGGGGCUCAGAAGAUCUCGGCCCUGCUACAGGCAAGGGGUGUCCAGCUGGCCUUUGUCGUGGACGAGGGCAGCUUCAUCUUGGAUGGCUUCAUUCCCAGCCUCAAGACGCCCUUUGCUAUGAUUGCCGUCUCAGAGAAGGGGGCCAUUGACCUCAGGCUGCAAGUGAACAUGACUCCUGGCCACUCUUCAGCUCCCCCAAAGGAGACCAGCAUCGGCAUCCUCGCAGCCGCCCUCAGCAGACUGGAACGGACACCAAUGCCGAACCUGUUUGGGAAAGGGACACUGACGAUGACCUUGAAGCAACUGGCGAAUGAGUUUCCCUUCCCUACCAAUAUAAUCUUGAACAACCUGUGGCUAUUUCGGCCUCUUGUAAGCAGGUUUUUGGAGAGAAAUUACAUGACCAAUGCACUGAUCAGGACCACCACGGCGCUCACCAUGUUCCAAGCAGGGGUCAAGGAGAACGUCAUCCCACCAGUGGCCCAGGCCACAGUCAACUUCCGGAUUCACCCUGCACAGACAGUCCUGGAGGUCUUAGAACUCGUCAAGAACACUGUGGCCGAUGACCGGGUCCAGCUGCAAGUGUUGAGAGCCUUUGACCCCCUGCCCAUGAGCCCCUCUGACGACCAGGCCUUGGGCUACCAGCUGCUCCGCCAGACCAUCCAGUCGGUCUUCCCGGAAGUCAACAUUGUCACCCCAGGCAUUUGUAUUGGCAACACAGACAGCCGACACUACACAAACCUCACCACCGGCAUCUACCGCUUCAACCCCCUCUAUCUGCAGCCCCAGGGCUUCAGUAGCAUCCAUGGAAUCAACGAGAAAAUCUCAGUCCAAGCCUAUGAGACCCAGGUGAAGUUUAUCUUUGAGUUUAUCCAGAACGCUGACCUAGACAAGGAACCAGUUCCCCACCUGCAUGAACUGUGAGGACAAGGAGCCAACUGGGCCAGGGGUACCCAACCUGGCCAGGGCUAACCCAACAGGGAAAGCCAAUGCUCGAGGAACUUCGAGUCAAAACCGCAUUGUAGGACAUUGUCCCCCUCGCCUAGACUCACCCAGAGACAGGGCCAGGAGGUACAAGGACUCUCAGCAGAAACCUGGCUUCUCCACCCUCCCAGGGGGUGCCUCUCGCCACUGUCUGGCACUCACUGCCUUCUGGUCUCUCUUGGCCUUGUAAGUCUUACCCUGGUUGGCGAACUGCUCCACCUCUGGGCCUGAGCUAACACUGACUUGAAAAGUCUCACCGAUAGCAGUGUGUCUAACUGAAGUCACCCUUACUGGAACGCCUUCUCCAGGGCUUAUCUAUUUCUUCUUCCUAGAACAUCCUUUCCUGUUUUUCUCCUCUCUUCUUGGACUUCCGAGCUGUUUCUUCAUCUCUCCUUGCCUUCUGCAUUCAGACUACGCCUGGACAAGACUUAGUCAACCUGUGUUGCUACCAUCAGCCAAUUAAAGAUGUCUGUGCAUCA